Messenger RNA from Rotaria sp. Silwood2, 507 nucleotides. The record is from the annotation of a GenBank genome assembly. NCBI's taxonomy places the organism in Eukaryota, Metazoa, Rotifera, Eurotatoria, Philodinida, Philodinidae.
AUGUCUGUUGGCGCUAAUGUUAUUUCAGUUUUACUGUUACUGGCAAUUGUCGUUACUCAUUUGCAUGCUGCAUAUCAACAUUACGUGAUCAAGAAAGAUUUCAGCUUCGGAUUAUGGAAGAAGCAAUUCUCGGUCUAUGAUUCGGCGGGAAAGGUUCUAAAGUAUCGCAUCGAAUCGAAAUUUCUACGUACUGGCAGUAGACAAGUUCAUGCAUAUCCAUCAAAAGAAGUUGUUGGCAAAUUAACUCGUAGAUGGACAUGGGCUUUGAAAGCUGAUAUUUCAGUUCUCGAUCCAAAUUCCAACCGUUGGAUCAAUGGGAAUAUUACGAAACUAAAUAAACUUACUUUAAAACAUCCAACCAAAUACUCCAUCUAUUGGAAUGGUCAAUCCUUGGUGAUGGAAACCCAUAUUGCCUCAUACUUCAGACAAAUCUAUGAUAAACCUGAAGAGGAUAACUUGGCUGAAUUUUCAAAACGGCUCCUUUCAAAAUCGGCACCAGAUGAAUAA